Molecule: messenger RNA, 977 nt
Organism: Drosophila hydei
Lineage: Eukaryota; Metazoa; Arthropoda; Insecta; Diptera; Drosophilidae
Exons: 1
Coding region: 117-977 (286 amino acids)
Source: RefSeq, a predicted model, not a curated record
UACUGAAUUCUGAUGUAGAAUCCCUGCCAGCCCGCCUGACCGGUUUAUGUACUAUAAAAGCAAGUGCACCCACAGCAGCCAGUCACAUACCGUUAACAAUCGUUCAACGAGCAACAAUGAAGACCUUUGCUGGAAUAUUCCUGAUGCUUCUGCUGGCAGUGGCCAGCUUAGCAAUGCCGCAGCGUCGUCAGCUGAAGAGCCAACGUCAAGUGGAGCUAUCCAGCACGCCGUAUCCAGCAGCUGGCUUCCGGCCAAAGAUACCAUUCGAUCUGCCCAGCGAAAGACAGCCCAAGCUUGAGGAGCCGCUGGCCACCACAACAGCGGCAACGGCCAAAACUGAAGUGGAAGACUUUGGCAUCACAGAAGAGCAAAGCACCACCACCGAGCUGCUGGAGCAGGAGGUGCAGGUGAAUGCGCGCACACCGGCCAACACUUAUGGACCACCCAACCAGCCACCAGCAAGUCGCGAUGAUACCGUAGAGGUGGUGGCCCAGGCACCCGCUCGAGACUUUCAGCCACCCGUACGCGAGGCUGCGGAGGAUUUUGCAGCUGUUGCCAUUGAUGGCAUUGCUGCUGAACAGCAGCCUGUUGCUGAUCUGCCUGCCUUGGAGCAGCCCGAGACGACUGAGCUGAGCGAUGAAGAGGAGCUGCCCACGACCGAGGUUGCCCUCAAGGUGGCCGCCACACCCGCCAACACCUACGGAGCGCCCAAUACGCCCGCCAGCAGCUACGGCGCACCCGAGCUCGAGGAGCCCGACAACGAACUGGAAGCGGAAGAGUCACAGGUGGAGCUGGUCGAGGAGGCGGAGCAAGAGCUAAACGAAGCUGCCUUAGGUCUGGCCAGCGGUCGCCUAGUGCUGCUGCCCAUUAACGCCGCCGGCGCCCAAUUCGGACGCCUCAUUCUCGCAGUGGAGCAGCCCAAGCAGCAGCCUUUCAGACGCCAACGUGUGCGCAGUGAACGCCUGCGCCGCAACUAA